AUGUACAAGGUUUUGGAGCGGAUUAUCCUGGACCGAAUUACUGAAAAUCGCGAAGAAGCAACGCGCGACGGGCAACCCAGCUCUCGUCCUGGCCGAUCUCCAAUUGACCACGUUUUCAUCGUUAGUGACCAAAAUCUGGCAGCGUUCGAGCACCAGGUGGAUGUGCAACAUCGUUUGGGGGUAACUGGUAACUGGAGUAAGACAAGUGGCAGUGGCAGGACUUUUCUGUUCAAUUUCGCCAUCGACGACGUUGCGACAUGCGAAGAGCAGUAUCACUUUCCUGCCGAUAUUAUCCUAGUAGCAUCAGGACGCCCCUUGAUCGACCUCGAGUACGCUGUACAUCUGCGCCCCGACAAAUGCGUGCAGAUGCGGGUUUCUUCAGGACCUCGGACGGGAAUCAAGGUGGACGGACAACUGAUCGAACUCUUCGAUGCGUUCUCUUACCUUGGCUGUACGCUGAACAAUGGCGGCUACGAGAAAGAUGUUGGGCGACGACGUGUGGUGAAAGCUACGCUCGCCGUGGCAGGGUUGCUUAGUUUGGGAAAAAGUCUUUUUGCCACUCUAGCAUAUUCACUGCCCCAGUACUCUGCACACCGGGCCCUGCCGUCUCAGACGUCGGACGGCAUCGCGACCGGUAAGAGGCGAUCAAAUCUCUGGUUGCUCAGGACGUCACUGAUUCUGGACCAAGGCGACACACGCUCGACUCGCCAUGGAGACUGUCUCAGACUGUGUACUUACAACGCGAGAACAGUUUCCACAGACGCUGAUCUGCAUGCCCUUCUCGGAGCUGCAGAGCGUAUCAAAUUCCACGUGAUUGCUCUGCAGGAGACCAAGUGCAGAAGGAGCGACGUACGACAUAUGAAUGACGGUACACUCGUCAUUCGUAGAGAGAAGGUUCAGUCGCGAAAUGUAGGCGGGGUUGGUUUUGUUGUGCAUCCAUAUGUCGUCCAUCUUGUCGAUUCUCACGAGAUCCUGUCACCUCGUCUGGCCAUUCUUCGCCUCCGUCCUCUGCGCCAAAAACCCAUCCGUAUCAUCAACUGCUACUCCCCAACAUCAGCACCUGAUGAAUCCGAAUUGGACGCGUUUUACGAGGAGCUGGAGGAAGUAAUCUGCAACGAGAAAUCCUUCUACAAAUUCGUUGUCGAAGACUUCAACGCAAAAACUAGGAAAAGCCACAGGAGAGGAAUACAGGAUCGGAAGAUUUGGACUAGGGGACCGGAAUGA
Molecule: messenger RNA, 1224 nt
Organism: Necator americanus (New World hookworm)
Lineage: Eukaryota; Metazoa; Nematoda; Chromadorea; Rhabditida; Ancylostomatidae
Exons: 3
Coding region: 1-1224 (407 amino acids)
Source: RefSeq, a predicted model, not a curated record